CCGCGCUGUAUUGGUUAGAAUAUUCAACCUGAAAAUAUAAGCAUGUCGGUCGUGUGCACCUCUUUAGCCCGAAACGCCGUGGCAUUACGGAACACUGGGGCGAUGAUGAUGGUGCGCUAUGCACAGACCGCAGCCGCCCCGGCAUCUGAGCCCAGGAUCAAGAAGUUCCAGAUCUACCGCUGGGACCCAGACACAAUGGGGGAUAAGCCACGCAUGCAGACAUAUGAAAUUGACCUCAACAACUGUGGCCCCAUGGUUUUGGAUGCCCUCAUUAAAAUCAAGAAUGAGAUGGACCCCACGCUCACAUUCAGACGCUCCUGCAGAGAGGGUAUCUGCGGCUCAUGUGCCAUGAACAUCAACGGAGGCAACACACUGGCCUGCUUAAACAAAAUAGACAUCAAUACCAGCAAACCGAUCAAAAUUUACCCACUCCCACACAUGUACGUUGUCAAAGAUCUGGUGCCGGACAUGAGUAAUUUCUAUGCCCAGUACAAGUCCAUCGAGCCCUUCCUGAAGAAGAAAGAUGAGUCUCAGGAGGGCAAGGAGCAGUACCGCCAGACUGUGGAAGACAGGCAAAAGCUGGAUGGUCUGUAUGAGUGCAUUCUCUGUGCCUGCUGUAGCACCAGCUGCCCUAGUUACUGGUGGAAUGGAGAUAAGUAUCUGGGCCCUGCUGUCCUCAUGCAGGCCUAUCGUUGGAUGAUUGAUUCACGUGAUGAGUUCACAGAGGAACGACUGUCGAAGCUCCAGGACCCCUUCUCUCUCUACCGCUGUCACACAAUCAUGAACUGCACUAAGACAUGCCCCAAGGGACUCAACCCAGGAAAGGCUAUUGCUGAGAUCAAGAAAAUGAUGGCAACAUAUAAAGAGAAAAUCAUUAACCCCGUGAACAUUGUGGAAAACCACCGGACUUGAAAUCCACUAGUAAUGACUCUAAUGCUGAACUUUCGAUUACACAUUAGCCUUUCAACAGUGUCUGUCCCUUUCAUUAGGCUUCGCACAUGAAAAAAGAUACAGGCAGUCUAGAAGAUACUGCCGCUUUUAUAUAUGUGAGAGUGAAUGUGUGCUGGAGGAGAGGAGAGAAAGGACAGAGGGAGAAAUGGAAUAACUGCUCCUCCUUCUAGAAAAAUACGUUUUUUUUCUAAAAAUACAUACAAAAGUAAUGUUUGAUGUGGUGAUGGAGCUUAUUACUCAGUGUGUGUAUAGAUUGUACAGGAGGGGUUGGCAACAGGUACUGGCCUACAAGUAUUUAAGAUUUUGGGGGGAUUUUAGUUUUUGGAGAAAAAAAUACUAAAACCACUAGGAAUUCAGCAAAAAAUGUGUUUAAUUUAGGAAAUCUGUUCAAAAAAAAAUCUGUAUUGCCAUGAAUAAAAAAAGAUGU
Salvelinus namaycush (lake trout) is the source of this 1378-nucleotide messenger RNA. RefSeq names its product succinate dehydrogenase [ubiquinone] iron-sulfur subunit, mitochondrial-like. The transcript is spliced from 8 exons. The coding region runs from base 43 to 912 and encodes 289 amino acids. The record is from RefSeq and is a predicted model, not a curated record. Gene Ontology annotation, cellular component: mitochondrial membrane. Gene Ontology annotation, biological process: tricarboxylic acid cycle; aerobic respiration; respiratory electron transport chain. Lineage: Eukaryota; Metazoa; Chordata; Actinopteri; Salmoniformes; Salmonidae. Gene Ontology annotation, molecular function: 2 iron, 2 sulfur cluster binding; electron transfer activity.